Messenger RNA from Mangifera indica (mango), 1320 nucleotides. Its product is annotated as probable pyruvate, phosphate dikinase regulatory protein, chloroplastic. The coding region runs from base 27 to 1208 and encodes 393 amino acids. Lineage: Eukaryota; Viridiplantae; Streptophyta; Magnoliopsida; Sapindales; Anacardiaceae. The record is from RefSeq and is a predicted model, not a curated record. Gene Ontology annotation, molecular function: ATP binding; transferase activity, transferring phosphorus-containing groups. The transcript is spliced from 3 exons.
AAAAUAAAUAAUAAUAAAAAAAAGAAAUGAUAUUUCGUUUAACCUCCUCCAACCUCCCGGGCCUCCGUUCCCCACCGACCUCUUCCAACGAAACCACUCCCGAGCCUCACUCCGAAGCGCAGGCCCGGAAGCUGAAGAGUAGAAGUAGUCCUCAGCUGAACCGCUGGUCGAUAGCUCGCACCUUACGCUCCGGCCGCAAAUUAGACCGACCGGGCCACCGCUCCACCCAGCCGGUUGUUGAAGGGAAUUCCCCUGUUCAGCUUCGAUUCAAUGAAAGCGCUUCUUUAGAACCUGAAAAAAUAAGUAACGACCACGAUGUUGUGGCGGAGACGGCGAAGUCCAUUUACAUGGUUUCUGACGGUACCGGAUGGACGGCGGAACACUCUGUUAACGCUGCUUUGGGCCAAUUCGAGUUUUGCUUGGUUGAUCGGGGAUGCUCAGUAAAUACACAUCUCUUCUCAGGGAUUGAGGAUCUAGAGCAGUUAAUGGAGAUACUAAAGCAAGCAGCUAAGGAAGGGGCAAUCCUUGUUUACACCUUAGCUGAUCCUUCCAUGGCAGAGUCCACAAAGAAGGCCUGUGAUCUUUGGGGAAUACCGUCCACUGACAUAUUGGGUCCAAUUACAGAAGCAAUUGCAUCCCAUCUAGGUGUUUCACCAUCUGGCCUUCCACGUGGAGCUGCUGGCCGAAACCAUCCUCUCAGUGAGGAUUACUUUCGACGGAUUGAAGCAAUUGAGUUUACCAUUAAGCAUGAUGAUGGUGCAUUGCCUCAAAACUUGAAGAAUGCUGACAUUGUUCUAGUGGGUGUUUCUCGUACUGGUAAAACUCCACUAUCCAUUUAUUUGGCACAAAAAGGAUACAAAGUGGCAAAUGUACCAAUUGUAAUGGGUGUAGACUUACCAAAGAGUCUUUUAGAGGUUGAUCCAGAGAAAAUUUUUGGUUUGACUAUAAAUCCAUUGGUUUUGCAAACAAUUAGAAAAGAAAGAGCCAGGAGUCUGGGGUUUAGUGAAGCAACGAGGAGUAAUUAUUCUGAGAUGGAUUAUGUUAGAGAGGAAUUGGAAUGUGCUGGGGGCAUCUUUGCACAGAAUCCUGUUUGGCCUGUUAUUGAAGUGACAGGCAAAGCAAUUGAAGAAACUGCAGCAGUUAUACUGAGGCUCUAUCAUGACCCGAAAAACAGGUGUUCAAUGUCACGAAUCUCAAAACACUACUAGAGAUAGUAAAAUUGAUGUUCUUAAAAAUGCUUAAUUGUGGAUGCCAAUAUUAGUGAGUAUGUAUCAGAUUGUAUAAUAAAUUCUAAAUUCAAUAGAAAUAUAGUUGAACGUA